Messenger RNA from Podospora anserina S mat+, 945 nucleotides. RefSeq lists its product as uncharacterized. The coding region runs from base 1 to 945 and encodes 314 amino acids. The record is from RefSeq and is a predicted model, not a curated record. Lineage: Eukaryota; Fungi; Ascomycota; Sordariomycetes; Sordariales; Podosporaceae. The transcript is spliced from 2 exons.
AUGGCGCCUCCAACCUUUCCCCCGGUUCCCAGGUCGCUCUUCUAUCCGCGCCGGCCCAAAACGCGCGAUAACGAAACCGCCUUCCGCCUCGAGGCCCUUGGAGCUAGCCGCCACACGACCUACGCCCAGCACCUGUGGGGAUUCACCAUCCUACGGACAGUCUACACGCCCGAAUCGGACGCUCUAUUCCCCAUCGCCAUGCGACGGCUGGACGCGUGGGCACGCUAUAGCCCCCACCAGGGCAGAUUCCCGAAAUAUGGACAGGCGUAUGAAAGCAAGGCCGUGACCGACGGGGAGCCCAACGAGGAAUUGGCAAAGAGGUUCUAUUGCGACGUGAUAGAGGACAAGGACAGGCUUGCGGGGACUCAAUCGGACGCCGAGGGUUUCGCUAAGCUCAGGGACUACUUCCGGGAGUGGUUGGUUAGCGUGGGCGUGCAGCCAGACCUUCCGCCGAAUUAUAACGACGACGACGACGACGACGACGACGACACCGACGAUCCAGAUCUUGAUCCCGCCCUUGAGCCCAACGAGAGCCAUGACGACCCGAGAUUUCGCAGUGUCCUUGUGGUUGACGAGGAGUGCUUGCGUUCGCUGAUUGAGGAACUAGCUGAUGAGACGCCCCCGCUGAGGACGGCAGUGGAUAGAGAAGAAUGGCUCAAGUACCUGCGCAUGGGUAAGAAAGCGUGGCUUUGGAUGCUGGAUACGGGGUAUAUGACUCGAGACGAGAGUCAAUUUUCUCCUCCUGGAUUUCGAGGCUGGUUCAGGCUCGGUCCCACGGAGCUUCUCUGGGCCUGGUUCAAGAAAAAGAUGGGGUUCCGGGCGUCUGGUGGUAUGAUUACUGAGACGAACGUUAGCAGCAGCAGCAGUAUGGUGGAUGAAAAAUCAAUAUGUUAUGCACCGACCAAUCUUGGAAUCCGGCCAACUCGACGACGCUCCGCAAUCUGA